AUGCUGGCGCCCAACACCCUGAUCGACGCGCAGCACCGCCGCCAGGACACGGGCGAGCGCGCGCCGCCGCCGCAGUCGCACUGGCGGCGCGCGUGGGCGCGGACGCAGCCGACGCUCGACGACAAGACGGAGCGGCGCCUGCUGCACGCCGGGCUGCAGUUCCAAAACGCGAUGAAGGCCCUGGACCAGGAGCAGCAGGCGAUCCUGGAGCAGCACCGCGACAUCAGCAGCCCGGCAGCUGCGCAGCAGCUGGAAGAGCGCCUGCAGCAGGUGCUGGCGCGGUACCAAGCGACGGCGCUGACUCAGCACCUCUUCACCAUCUUCACGCCGACGUCCGCAAUGUGCUGGGUGGGUGGCGCCGCGCCCGCGCCCGCGCCCGCUCCCCCGCCCGCGCCCGCACAGCGCAGCGCCGCGCUCUUCGACUGCCACCCCGGCGCGCAGCGCGAGGGCUGCCCCCCAAAGCGCCCCUCGCGCCGCGCCAAGCGCCCGCCGCCCUCGUCGCCCUCGUCGCUCCCGUCUAACCCGGCCGCGCGCCGCGUCCCCCCGCCCCGCGACGCCCCUGGCGCCGCAGGCUAA
Molecule: messenger RNA, 576 nt
Organism: Monoraphidium neglectum
Lineage: Eukaryota; Viridiplantae; Chlorophyta; Chlorophyceae; Sphaeropleales; Selenastraceae
Exons: 3
Coding region: 1-576 (191 amino acids)
Source: RefSeq, a predicted model, not a curated record